CUCCAAGAGGUCGUCACAUUGAAGCCAUCAGAGACCAACUGGUGUUCCCCUCAAAGCCAACGAUGAGCAGCAAACCAGCAACCAAAGCCUCAAAGGACAAAGAGCUCCGGGUUCUGCUCCUGGGAAAAACUGGAUCUGGGAAAAGUUCUGUUGGCAACACCAUCCUGGGCCUGGAUUUCAACGACCCAAACCGCUGUAAGACAGGAGCGCAUUUUGAUCUGGUGACAAAACAAUGUGAGCUGAAAACAGGAAAGUACAAAGACUUUGAGGUGAAGGUUCUGGAUACUCCUGGUUUGGGCUUCAAGGAACAAACAGACAAAGAAGUGAAGAAGGAGUUGCUGGAAGGCAUCAAGAAGAUUUCUCCUGGUCCUCAUGUCAUCAUCUGGGUUUCAAAGUUCGCUAAAAAGGAUAAAAAAGACGUGGAAGAAGAUGAAAAAUUGCUGAAAGCUUUCGGAAAAGGCUUCAAGAACGCUCAUGGUCACAUCAUCUUCGUGUACACUGGGGGGGAAGAUAAAAAGGCAGGGGAUGCAAAAGCUGUCAAAGCUGCCAAUACAGUGGUCCAACUUGGCGAUUCUGCAAAGGUCCAAGUCUUCAACAACAAUGCUAAAGAUGCUGCGUUUAGAAAACAACAGGCAGAAAAACUGCUGCAGACGGUCAAAGAGAUGAAGGAGAAGAACAAAGAAAAAGACAAAGAAUACUACAGCAGUGAUCUGUUCAAAAAAGCCAUCGAGACUUUCUUUAAUGAGCUGGAUGGAAAAGAACCACCUGCUAAGAAAAGUUCUCUAGAAAACAUUGUAGAUUUCUUGCUGGAGACCACAUUAAAUGUCGCUGCUGGUAAUUUUGACCUGGAGAGUUUAAUUGAGUCAGUUGAGAAAAAUAAACUGACCUUCAAAUAAAAUAAAAAUCAGAGUAAUUUUGGAUCUCUGGUUCCUUUAUUGCUCUUUUGCAGCUGAAAUGAUCUAAAUCUGUUUAUAUUUUAAUGACACGUGUGUUAUGAGGUGGUGGAUUGUCAGCGACAGGAAUAUAAUGGACGUCACAGCAUUUAUUCUUUAUGUUUUCUGUGUAUUUUCAUCAAUAAAGCUCAGCAUUUCA
This is a messenger RNA of Fundulus heteroclitus (mummichog), 1092 nucleotides long. RefSeq names its product GTPase IMAP family member 4-like. Gene Ontology annotation, molecular function: GTP binding. The record is from RefSeq and is a predicted model, not a curated record. Bases 63 to 896 code for a protein of 277 amino acids. NCBI's taxonomy places the organism in Eukaryota, Metazoa, Chordata, Actinopteri, Cyprinodontiformes, Fundulidae. The transcript is spliced from 2 exons.